AUGGAAACUAACCAAAUGAGGAAAGCGACGAAAGCUGUUGCGGUCCUGUUUCCAUUGCUUGGUUUGACCAAUCUUAUUUUCUUCUGGCAUGGGAACAGUGAGAACGAGACAGAGAUGAAAGCAUUUACUGUAACUAAUGCCGUCCUACAAUCAACACAGGGUGUUUUUGUGGCGGUGAUCUACUGUUUCUUGAAUACAGAGGUUCGGAAGCUGGUCAAACGCAAGGUGUUGGCAAGUCUGGACGAGUAUGGCAAGCGAACUCCUCGUCGAAGUCAUCAGUACCAUACGACCAACGGCUCGUGCGGAGUGCCUACCACAUCAGAGGUCGUCAUGGCGGUGUCGUAUCGGCGGAGUACGCAUGAUCAGUCAACGAUAGCUGACCCAGAACAGUACACGGAAAUGAAACCUUUUACUUCCGAGUGCGGCGAGAGUUGA
Molecule: messenger RNA, 435 nt
Organism: Lytechinus variegatus (green sea urchin)
Lineage: Eukaryota; Metazoa; Echinodermata; Echinoidea; Temnopleuroida; Toxopneustidae
Product: diuretic hormone receptor-like
Exons: 4
Coding region: 1-435 (144 amino acids)
Biological process (GO): cell surface receptor signaling pathway; adenylate cyclase-modulating G protein-coupled receptor signaling pathway
Cellular component (GO): plasma membrane
Molecular function (GO): G protein-coupled peptide receptor activity
Source: RefSeq, a predicted model, not a curated record